GGCUGCUUGGUGUACGCAUCCUCCGAAUCAUCAGAAGCUGCAGGAAACAUUUAAGUCAUCAUUCUCCAAGCAGGCGCAAGACACCCGUGAAAGCCAAGUAGUGAGAAACAGCGUAACUGAGCCCCAUUCGGGACAGCCACCUCUUCAGGAAUAACAAAGGGAGAAGCCCUGUUUUCAUUCUGGUAAGCUUAUUUUUUGUGUGCCCUGACAUGGCUGGCAAUGCUGUCCAAGGCCUUGCAAGAGCUCAGAAGUUGCGUUGGGGCCCUGAGGUGUGGGUGCUGAGCACCCGCAACAAAAAUUUUGUGGGUGCUCAGGCACCCAGAGCCCUCUAUAGUUUGGGGCAUUUUAAUCAUGGGCAUUUUUACAUUUCAGAUGUAGCCAAUGCUGGAGACAUACCUCAAGGUUUCAACGUGUGUGCCGUACACAGAGGUUUCCUCCUAAGUUUGUUGUGGCCAGCUUGCUGGGGAAAAUGAAGUGGGAUUGCAUAGUUCCACUCAUGAUUCUCUUAGUUAUUAAGCUAAUAGGCACUUCACUGUUCCUUCUCUAUGGUGAGUAUCAUGCUGAAUGUGAACUUUCAGUAGAGUCUGCUUUGGCAGACCUGACUGCCAUUUGCAAAGAGUUAGUUUGCUCUUUUUUAUUAUUGCAAACCUUCGUUUAGGAUUUUUAAAAUAAAAUCAAGCAGUUAUCAAAAACAAAGAGCAUAAACAGCUUGCAAUUUGAAAGCAGCAUUGCAAAUCAAAAUUGGAAUCGCAGGAUAGUGCAGUUUACCUAUAACAAAGGGUGUUGUGCGCUCCAUAUGUUGUUGGACUACAACUCCCAUGAUCUCUGUCCACUGGUCAUGCUGGCUAAGGCUGAUGGGAGUUGUAGUCCAGCAACAUUUGGAGAGCACCACAUCAGCUACCCCUAAGACAGGGGUGGAGAAUCAUUAUUGGCCAGCAGGUCCAGUUCCUUGUCUCCCCAUCCCCUGUCAGGGGAUGACGUCAGGUGAUGCUGCACUUUGAAGUACUGAUUGUUGGGACUUCAAAGCACAGCACAGCAGUUUGAAAGCCCCUUUAGGGCCUAAACUAUAACAUUAUCCAGAAUUAAGGAGGGCUUGGCCUUUUAGUCCCGCCACCAUAUAAUUUUUUUCUGGUGAAAAUCCUCCCUCCUCAAACUGACAUGGGGAAGAUAUUCAAGGGCCAUGUGUCUGGACUUUAAGAUUUGUUCUCUUAUGGAUAAAAUGGGGGUUCUAAUCUGUAUUAGAUGCCCAGGAAACUAAUGUGGGACAUAGCCAGUUCUAUUUUUCUAGAAAAGGGGGUGCUGGAACUCACUGUGAACACCUCCCUUGUUCUCUUAGAAUGGCAGUGGCACCCACCUGAGAGGUGCCGGAACUGAGUUCCAGUGAUUUCUGGCUGGAAAAAAGCCCUGGACAUAGCAAUGUGAUUUUUAAAUUACUUAAAUUAAAAAGUAAAUUGAAAACACAUUCUGGCCAACUCUUGAUCCUGUAAUAUGCUGCUGCUUGGGGAAUUAUCUCUGCUGUCCUGUAAAGAAACCUUGCCCUAGCUCUGAUGGCUUGUACCAAAUUGUUUUGUCUUGUGGUUGCCUCUGAUCAAACAGCUUUUUGGAAAAGAUAAAGAAAUGUACCAAAACAGUUUGGAAAAUGGUAAAAGGGGUGAGUGAAAAUAAGCUCUUCUUAACUGUCAUUUGAGAUUAAUGCAAACUGUCAUCAGAUUGCAUUAAGAAAUGAUGACAGGAUUUUCUGUUUUUUUUAUUUUAAAUAUUUUUAUUACGAAUUUAAACAAAACAUAUUAUCUUAAAACAUAUCAUCCUUAAUUCCCCCCUAUUUUCCCCCUCCCCCCAUAAAACAACCCCUCCCCACCCCCUGACUUCCCUCAGUUCCAAUCUCCAAAUUGUAUAAAUCCUUAAUUUAUCUGACUUAUGACAGGAUUUUCUGGCUGAAAAGAACCCAUCAUCUCUGAACUUCUCCUCUGCUUGAACUUCUUUUGACUCUCCACAGAGCUGCACUCAUUCUCGGGCAGAGCCAGUCCUACCAUUAGACAGAGUGAGGCAACUUCUUUUGGAAGCGGGCACUGGGGGUGAGGAGCAGUGCCCAAGCGUUAAGAGGACGGUUCUGUGGGUUCCACAUGGUCUGCCCUGGGUACCCUAACUUAGGCUUCAGUUGCGUGAUGGAGGCCAUUGUCCCAUUGCUAGCCCUGAACGAAGGCUGCAUAGAACACCAUACACUUAAAGCGCACUACUACCCACUGGAAGUGUAGUUUGUCAAGGGUGUAGCUUUGUGAAAGGUAAACUUCAUUUCCCAGGAUUCUUGGGAGUGCGGAAGCCGUGUGUUUUAAAUAUAUGUUGUGUACACUGCCUAAGACUCAACUACCAGGUCAGUCGGCUUCUGUAUGUGAAACUGGGGGUGGCCAGUCCUUUUUUUCUGUGGGGACGCAGGGGUGCGCAUACCCCUAAACAUUUUGUGAAUCUUCGUACUUUUGUCCAUUUACUGUAUUUAUUUUCCCCGAUUCGAACUAUAAAAUGGUGGUUUUCUUGAGUCAAAAUGAAAUUACCCCUAAACAUAUUUUUUUUAGAAAAAAAGCACUGGGGGUGGCCAUUUUGACCUUUGCCUCAGGCAGCAAAAUUUCUUGAGCCUUCCCUGUUCUCAUUUGUGUGGAGACACUGUUUCUGAGGAGUGGGAGGGCAGCAAGGCGGUUUUAUCAACAGCACAGAGCUAUUUCUUAACUUUGGCCCACAUUGUGCAACAAACCUAUGGCAGCAAAAGUCCUACUUCCUGAAAAACGGAAGUCUUCAUGACUUCAUUAACCAAAUGUCUGGUGUUUCCAAAAGAAGCGCAGGACAGGCUGUUGCCACUGGUGGUUUGUCAUGCGAUUGAUCAGAGAGCUACCAACUUCUGCCUCAUGAGUGUUGCUUUGUGAGGGAGAACCGGCUCCCCUGCCAGAGGAUACUUACUUACGAACAAAUAAGUUUCUGUCCUGCAGCUUCAGGAAAAAUAAAUUUUAAAAAAUGCUCCCAGGGUGAUUUUCCAAUCAUUAAUAAAACAAUUUAAACACUAGAAGAAGAAUAACCCCAAUGAGUAAAAGCAAUAAGAAUAAAACAACAGAGUAUCAGCAACUGAGAUGAGGUGUAACAAUUUAACUGACUUUUAGGGUAGAGAAAAGGAAAUAAAAACCACCGCCUAGUUCAGGAAUAAUACACAAUUAAGCAUGCACAAUUUUAAAAUUGCCUCUGUCUUUCCCACUUUCAAACAUACUUGGAAAUAAUGGCUUUGUUUAUUACACCAUUUCACAGACGAAAUGUUUUAUUUUAUUUUAUUUUAAAAUACAUACCUGUGCAUGCCCACAGUGGGCUUCAGGUAUCUAGAGCAUCUGGGGGGCGGGGAGUAGUAAACGAGGGGAGGGGACAACAGCACACAGCAGAGACAAUGUUUAUAGACAAUGGCCAUCACGAUACAGUAUGAGCACAAAUCACCCAACUACAAAACAACAUGCAUUGUAUGCACCAGACCAGGACAAAUAUACAAUGUUGAUUCAAGGGUACUUUCCCAUUUCAUGUGGGCAAUGGUGAGGACCAGCAAAUAUGGAGCAGAUUCGCACCAGACAUCCAACAUACAUUUAAAUCCUGUGACUUCUCCCCCCCCCACACACACGUAUUCUGGGAACUGCAGUUUCCCCCUCACAGCGCUACAAUUCCCAGUACCGUUAACAAACGAAGGUUCCCAAGAUUCUUUGAGGGUUGUUGUUGUUUAGUCGUUUAGUCGUGUCUGCCUCUUCGUGACCCCAUGGACCAGAGCACGCCAGGCACUCCUGUCUUCCACUGCCUCCCGCAGUUUCCUCAAACUCAUGCUGGUAGCUUCGAGAACACUGUCCAACCAUCUCGUCCUCUGUCGUCCCCUUCUCCUUGUGCCCUCCAUCUUUCCCAACAUCAGGGUCUUUUUCAGGGAGUCUUCUCUUCUCACGAGGUGGCCAAAGUACUGGAGCCUCAGCUUUGAGGGUAGUCAUGUGCUUUAAAUGUAUGGUGUGUGUCUGCCUGAAAGUCCCUUGGAUGACUGAGUGUUUGCCCUAAAGGAUGUCCCAUCAUCCUCUGUAACUUGUAGGGGUUCUUUGGCCAAGGUGGAAAGCAUUCACUUAAAGCAGAAAAUCUGAAAUGUACUGCUCUGAAACAUCCUUGGGUGGAUCUACACACAGCAGAAAAAACACUAUAAAUAAGUCAUAAAUUAAAUCGCUUUAAAAGAAAAAACGCUAUGUAAAAUCUCAUAGAAAAGUUUUGUGCUCUACAGUGCCAUCUGGUGUUGCAUUUAAAAUGUUGUUUUUUGACUAAUGUAGUUGACUCCCUCUGUUCGGGUAAUAAAUGUGCUGAGUUCACAGGUUCUUAUGAGUCUUUUUCAUUCAGCUUCACAGAUCUUCUUCCAAGGAGACCCCAUUCUCACCCCAUCAGGAGUAAAAGAUGGUAUGUAAUAAAACAGCUCAUGGGGGAAAUGGGAAUUUCUGCUCCUUUGUAUAUAUUAAAUCCAGUCGUCUCCUGUUUCUCCUAACUUCUACAGGCUGCCCCAUAAGAUGGGUACUUUAUGCUGGCAAAUGCUACUUCUUUUCUGCCGAAGAAAAAACAUGGAAUGACAGCCAGGAGGACUGUGCUCAAUCAAAUGCUCAUCUUGCUGUUGUCAACAACAAAGCAGAAUUGGUGAGAAGACAGGACUGCUUUGCAAAGCAACAAAAAAAUAAGCAUGGUGUUCUGUGAUCGAAUUAUUGGCCUGCUUUCAUAAAAUAGUUCACAGUUGCUAACUUUUCAGGGCUAGACAAGACAUGGUACCAUUUGCACAACCAGAAUGAAUGGCAUGAAUAGUUUAGAUUUGUUUUAAAAGGCGUUCCCUGUGAAGAAAAAGGGUUUGGCUGUUAAACCAGGCUUAGAAUGGGGAAUAGGUAAAGGUAAAGGGACCCCUGACCACUAGGUCCAGUUGUGGCUGACUCUGGGGUUGCGGCGCUCAUCUCGCUUUAUUGGCCGGCGUAGUUUAACCCACAGGGGGUCUCCUUACAACACUCAGUGGUGCCGUGGUCUAAACCACAGAGCCUAGGGCUUGCCAAUCAGAAGGUUGGCGGUUGAAAUCCCCGCGAUGGGGUGAGCUCCCGUUGCUCGGUCCCAGCUACUACCAACCUAGCAGUUUGAAAGCAUGUCAAGUGCAAGUAGAUAAAUAGGUACCACUCCGGCAGGAAGCUAAACGGCGUUUUCGUGCGCUGCUCUGGUUCGCCAGAAGCGGCUUAGUCAUGCUGGCUACAUGAGCUGGAAAAAUUGUCUGCGGAGAAACGCCGGCUCCCUCAGCCAGUAAAACGAGAUGAGCACUGCAACCCCAGAGUCAUCCGUGACUGGACUUAAUGGUCAGGGGUCCCUUUACCUUUAACAACACUCAGCACCUUUAAGAAACUACAGCUCCCAGAAUUCUUUGAGGAAAGCCAUGACUGUUUAAAGUGGUAUCAUGGUGCUUUAAAUGUGUGGUGUGCAUACAGUCCAACAUUUUUUCAGUGAAAAUAGGGAUGUCCUAUUCCAUAAUAUUAAUUUUACUAUUUGAAACCCCACCCAUCUGACUUGGAUACUCCAGCCACUCUGGGCUGCUUCUAAGAUAUAUAAAAACAUAAUAAAACAUUAAACUUUUUUUAAAAAAAACCAAACCCUUCCUUCUACAAGGCUGCCUUCAGACGGCUCAGGGGUCAGAUAACUCCAUACCCUCCGACAUUUCUCCAAUAAAAAGCAGGACAUUCUGGGUUCAAAUCAGAAACUGUGACAGCUUCUGUAAAUCUGGGACUGUCCCUGGAAAACAGGGACACUUGAGGUGUGGAUGUGGCUUGUGGAAAACCACACUACACUGCUUGCCCAAGGACCCCCUGUUGUAAACAAAAAUUGCCCUUUUCCCUUAUGGGGUAUCCAAGAGCCCAUAUAGAGUCCUUAACAUAGGCUCCCUAUUGGGUAGGAGAAAAUUACAGAGGCCAACCAGAGAAUAUUGAGAAGCAAAGCAGCUAGUAAGCUUGAUCUUUAUUGAUCUGUUGCAACAGGGUGCUCCCCUCACACACAGGAAAGGAGGAGGACCCAGAAAAAUAUUGUGCAAGGCCUUAUAAAGAAUUUUGAAAUUGCCACCCUGUAGAUCAAGACCACCCCCAGAAACAUCAUACAUACAUCACAGAAAAAAGCAGUCUAAACAGAAAUUUAAAUGUUGUUUUUCUCUUGUCCUUGUUUAUCUCCUGUCUGGCAGGUUACUUGAUUGGAUUGCCUGGGGAGCCUGACCAAUCUUUUGUAAUGAUAAAUACUUAGUUCCUGGGCCAGGUCACAGGCUCACACCCUAUUCAAACACAGACAUACCCUUAAGACAGGAUUUGUGAAGGAAAAGACAAUGGGGAGGCUUUUCCACUUUGACCUUGCAGAGAAAACAUUUGCUCAGUUUAGGAAUCAAAAUGGCUUCAGGUUGGUCUUCCUGUGCUGAUCUAUGUACGUGCGGUUAUGAACAUUACCAUAUAUCUAAGACCUCAAAAUUCCUAUCACACCCCAAAACCAGAAGACAUCCUUGCUAAAGACAAGAACCACCACCGCCCUGCCCCCCAUUACUGCAUUGCAUUCGCAUAUCAGAGCUCUUGGAUUUCACUGUGUUUUCUCUUACUUAUUCUGCAAAUGCCUCCUAUCCAGAUGUUCCUGUUCAACAGAACAAACCAUUUUGAGUAUUUCAUUGGCUUAACACAGCAAGGUUCCAAGGGAUUGUGGAGAUGGAUUGACAACAGAGCGUAUGACCCUGACGUGUAUGUUUAUUAUCAUUCUGGUCAUUUGUUGUUUGUCACAAAGUGAUGGGGAGGAAAGCCUCUGUUACUCAGCUUUCUUUCCCCCUUAUAGUGAUACCUCGGUUCUUGAACGUAAUCCGUUCCGGAAGACAGUUCGAGUUCUGAAAUGUUUGAAAACUGAGGCGCAAAGGGCUGUCUGCAAAUGGAAUUGAGAAAAUUGGGGGGGGGUGCAGUGGAAGCCGUUCAACUUCCAAGGCGCAUUUGAAAACGGAAGUGUUUACUUCAGGGUUUUUGGUAUUCAGGUUCUGAAACGUUCAUCAAUGGAGAUGUUCAAGAACCGAGGUACCACUGUUGCAACACUCACCCACCUUACGUGGCUGUUACAAGGAUUACGAUGACGCACAAGAGACCUUCAGCUUUUUUAAAAAAUAGCAGAGUGGAGGAUAGAUCUCAUAACAUAGUCUCUGGGGAUCCUGUCAAUAUGUGUGUAUGCAACAGGGAAAUGAUCGUGCCCAUUUUUCAGAGUGUUAAUAGUAUACAGUGGUACCUCGGGUUACAAACGCUUCAGGUUACAAAUGCUUCAGAUUACAAACUCCGCUAACCCGGAAGUAGUUGCUCCGGGUUGCAAACUUUGCCCCAGGAUGAGAACGGAAAUCGCGUGCCAGCAGUGGGAGGCCCCAUUAGUGAAAGCGCGCCUCAGGUUAAGAACGGUUUCGGGUUAAGAAUGGACCUCUGGGACGAAUUAAGUUUGUAACAUGAGGUACCACUGUAAUGAGCACUUCUAAGCACUUAGGCAUUUGGAAGAGAUGCUGGAUGCAUCUACUGAACACAUCCUGUCCCUGCAAACAAUAUCAUGGCCAGUCUUCAUCAGGGCCGGCCCAAGACAUUUUGGCACCUGAGGCAAACCACAAAAUGGUGUCUCCCCUCCUCCUCACCAGGGAAGAAGGGGUGAGUGAAGAUCUGCAUCAGGAACAAGCGAGAAAUAAAAGAUCUCUAUUGAGAUCCGCUGCCCCUGUGGGUCCUGCCGCCUGAGGCAGUCACCACCAACUUGCCUCAUGAGUGUGUCGGCCCUGCAGGUGGUAACAAUUUUUUUUCAGACACAGUAGGAUACAGGUUCUGUAGGCCACCGUAUUAAAGUUACCAGUUUUGGACUUCCAAAAUCCUGGCAUCUAGGUGGGCCCGGGAUAGCAAAAGGCCCCACAUUUAAAAACAAAAACAAAAAACAUAUUUAUACCCCAGCCAUGUUGAUCUGCCACCAGCUGUCCUGCCUUCCUUGGCUCAGCAAGUUCUGUGCAGGGUGACAGUGAAAGGGACCACGCAGACAGGAGUGCUGCAGUCUCCCAAGCGGCGGCUGAGGCUAACAACUUGCAGAAGUAUAGAAUUGUAGAAUCAUAGAGAUGGAAGAGACCACGAGGGUCAUCUAGUCCAGAACCCUGCAAUGAAGGAAUCUUUUGCCCAGCUUGGGGCUUGAACCCACAGCCCCGAGACUCAGAACCUCAUGCUCUACCGUCUGAACCUGCUAAUUUUCACUUCUCUCCCCUUCACAGAUUGAAUAUCAGAAGUCGAAUUUAUGACUGUGCUGUGCUUGGAUUACACCUUGUCACUUCAGCACCUUGCUCCGUAGUAAACCGCUGGAUUUGUGAGGAGAAGGCAUAGUCGCUCUCCGCUGUAUGGGAGAUUCUCAGCAAUGUGGAAUUAAGACUCUUCACUCUGCUAAGGAACUUUGGACCUGAUUCAGUUCUUGUUACGCAUAACCCUGGAAAGGGAAGUGUGUUCUCUCACACAUGAAGACUUUUAUCCAGUCAAAUAUAUGAGUGGCCCAAUAAACACUGCAAAUACCGUAUUUUUCCGUGUAUAAGAUGCCCCCGUGUAUAAGACGGCCCUUAUUUUGAGGGACUCCAAAUUAAGAAAAUGGGGGGAGAUCGUAUGUCCCCUCGCCAGCAGAAGCCGCCAAUUGCCCGCCCAACUGCCGCAGCGACAGCCAAUCAACACCGGCCCUUGCCAACAUGCCCAAUAGCCGCUGACAAUCUCCGGCUCACAGCAGCAGCCAAUCCCAUGUCCCCCCUAUGCACUCUCCAUGUAUAAUAUGACCCCCAAUUUUAAACAUAAUUUUAAAUGGAAGAAAGCUUGUCUUAUGCACAGACAGUAUGCUUCCAGUUGCACUUCUGCACUGACAUAAAUGAGCCGCGAGUGUGUAAAUCUGCUUGUGUCUUUUGAUCUUCCUUCCCAUUCUUGCCGCAAUGGAAGUCUCAAACAAUUCCCCCUGUUGCUUGUUGGUCAGAUUAUCUCUCUUGCCUUGCCACAUGUGAAAGACACUUUCUUCUACUCGGAAAAGAGGGUUCAGGGAGUUUAGAGAACAAGACUAUAUCCCUUUCUUGAGACCAGUCAUGCAAUAAAACCUCAAUAUCCACUUCUCCUAACCUCUCAACGCAGAACUUCCUAUAUUUCGAGACAGAACAUUUUCUUCCGCUGUUGGAGGGGGAGUCCUUCAUUUGUCCAAAAACCACUACUGUUUUGGAAGAUUACCAAAUAAUGGCUUCCUGUGUUAGCAAAACAUGCUAAUUAUUGUAAUGCAACUUGCAUCUGAAGACUUAAACAUUUAUAUGACUGUACACACCUGAAGUUUUUAAUGUUUGAUGCUUUGCUGUAUUAUUUUAUAUUCUGUUGGAAGCUUCCCACAGUGGCUGGGGCAACCCAGUAAGAUGGGCAGGGUACAAGUAAUAAAUUAUUAUUAUUAUUAUUA
Podarcis lilfordi (Lilford's wall lizard) is the source of this 9498-nucleotide messenger RNA. The record is from the annotation of a GenBank genome assembly. Lineage: Eukaryota; Metazoa; Chordata; Lepidosauria; Squamata; Lacertidae.